Conger conger (European conger) is the source of this 1584-nucleotide messenger RNA. Its product is annotated as receptor-interacting serine/threonine-protein kinase 4-like. The record is from RefSeq and is a predicted model, not a curated record. Gene Ontology annotation, biological process: protein phosphorylation. The coding region runs from base 1 to 1584 and encodes 527 amino acids. NCBI's taxonomy places the organism in Eukaryota, Metazoa, Chordata, Actinopteri, Anguilliformes, Congridae. The transcript is spliced from 9 exons. Gene Ontology annotation, molecular function: protein binding; ATP binding; JUN kinase kinase kinase activity.
AUGCAGCAUUUUGGAUUGCUUGAAGACUGCAAACUGCAGGACUGGUCUGUCAUUGGAUCUGGGGGUUUCGGACAGAUCUAUAAGGCCAAACACAAAGAUUUGGGGAUGGAGGUGGCAAUCAAACUACUGCAUUAUGAUGAUGGUUCCAGUGCAUCUCUGCAGAAGGAGGCCGAGUUCAUGCAGCAGGGUGGGAGCCUGUAUGUGGUGCGUGUUUUUGGGGCGUACCGGGGUGUUCCCCCCGGCAGGGAGCGCUCGAGCCAGAUGGGCCUGGUGAUGGAGCUGAUGGAGAGGGGGUCUGUGGAGUCCCUCCUGAAGAGGCUGAGGGGCCCCCCUCCCUGGCCCCUGGCCUUCCGCCUGGCUCAUGAGGUGGCUCUUGGCAUGAACUUCCUGCACAAGCUUCGCCCCCCACUGCUGCACCUCGACCUCAAGCCCAACAACGUGCUGCUGGACCACGGCUUCAGAGCAAAGAUCACAGAUUUUGGUCUGGCCCGACUGAUGCGCAGUAUUUCCAGUGUGGGGGGGCGGGGGGAGGGGGGAGGCACGCUGAGCUACAUGCCCCCCGAAGCCUUCCGAACACCCUACAAAGCCACGGCCGGCUCUGACUCCUACAGUUAUGCCAUCCUGCUCUGGUCUAUAAUCACUGGCAGGGAGCCCUAUGGUGAUGUUUGGUCCUGCAGGAUCCGGUUUCAGGUCCUGGAGGGGUACAGGCCCAGUCUGGAGGGGGUGAACAGGGCAGCAGUUGAGGGCUUGGGGGAGAUCAUUGACCUCAUGGAGAGGUGCUGGGACCCCAGCCCCCAAAAACGCCCCUCUUUCCAUGACUGCCUUCCAGUGACAGAGAAGGUGUUUGAGCUGCACAGCCGUGGAAUUCAUGAUGCCAUCCACCAGGUGUCCAAAGCACUGGAUGAGCGAGAGAUAUCUCCAACUCCAAUACCCAAGGAGCCCUGUGCCCCUGGGAGGGUGGAAGCCACUGAUGUGAAGAGCAGCUCAGUAAGCCUGUGCUGGGAACGACCCGUCAGCAUGGAGGGAGUUUCUUAUGAGAUCCACAUCAAGUACAGCUAUGCAACCCCUCACCUGACACACAGCGACAGGACCACCCUACCCCCUAUCAUCACUCCGUAUCAGGUCAGUGGAGAGCUUAGGAGACGCCGACCCCGGAAAGCAGCCGGCCCAGACCGAGUAUGUCCGAGACUGCUCAAAGCCUGUGCUGUGGAACUGGGGGAGCCUCUGCAGCAUGUCUUCAACCUGAGCCUCCGACUGGGAAAGGUACCAGCAAUGUGGAAGACAUCAUGUCUCAUCCCAGUCCCAAAGAAACCACACCCCAGCCAGCUCAACAACUACAGGCCAGUCGCUCUAACAUCACACAUGAUGAAGACCAUGGAGCGACUGUUACUCAACAUCCUCAGACCCCAGGUCCGCCACGCGCUCGACCCUCUCCAGAUUGCAUACCAGGUGAAGGUGGGCGUGGAACAUGCCAUUAUCUACCUGCUGCACAGGACCCACUCUCAUCUGGACAAGGGGAAAGAUGCUGUGAGAAUCAUGUUCUUUGACUUCUCCAGCGCCUUCAACACCAUCCAGCCUGGAUGA